Opisthorchis viverrini is the source of this 183-nucleotide messenger RNA. RefSeq lists its product as hypothetical. The record is from RefSeq and is a predicted model, not a curated record. Lineage: Eukaryota; Metazoa; Platyhelminthes; Trematoda; Opisthorchiida; Opisthorchiidae. The transcript has 2 exons. Bases 1 to 183 code for a protein of 60 amino acids.
AUGGUAAAUUCCACUGUGCCGGCUUCCGCUGCCAGUGGGACCAUCAAGAUGUACACAUCUGCGUUGAUAUAUCUUGCAGGACUGGAGCAGCAGGAACUACAGACAGAUGAAGCGAUCGAUAAAGCAGAUAUCGGUGAAAAGAAGAAGGCCUUCGAUCCGGAGUUAUUUAUCAGAAAAUGUUAA